This is a messenger RNA of Limulus polyphemus (Atlantic horseshoe crab), 3379 nucleotides long. RefSeq names its product lipopolysaccharide-induced tumor necrosis factor-alpha factor homolog. The transcript has 7 exons. Bases 500 to 1003 code for a protein of 167 amino acids. The record is from RefSeq and is a predicted model, not a curated record. NCBI's taxonomy places the organism in Eukaryota, Metazoa, Arthropoda, Merostomata, Xiphosura, Limulidae. Gene Ontology annotation, molecular function: zinc ion binding.
UAUAUAUCAAAUAUGCUAUUUAGAAUGGUUGCCAGCUUGCUUGUACAAAAAAAUACCAUCAAUAUUUUUUUAGGCGUCCUACAGUAAUUAAUUGGCCGUUAUUAACCUCAGUAACAUUCAGCUUCUGAGAUCAAGAGUUAUUUCCCUGUUUCGUAUAUGGGUGGAGUUAUUUCCCUGUUUCGUAUAUUGGUGGAGUUAUUUCCCUGUUUCGUAUACACUGAGAGUGAAGUCAUCAUUAUAUAAAGCGUUAAAUCUUGCUAGUGAUUGCUUAAUCAGAAAAGAGAGGUUUGUUGUGAAGGUGUGUGUAACUGAUAGUAAUACUGUUUAAAUACCUUAGGUCUAAUUGUCAUUGAUAUAUUAUUUUUUCAGUAUUUUUUCAACUAAUUCAGCAACUGAGACGAGAAAUUGAACUCCAGCUCUGCAGUUUCAGCUAACAGAAUACUGCUGAGAUAUUUACAGAAUCUUCAUAUGGAAGAAGGGACUAAAAAUUUCAAAGACAAUGGAUCCUCAGAAGCCAUCAGGUCCUUAUGCAGAACCUCCUCCACCUUACAGUAGUGCUCCACCCCCAAGCAACUACAAUCCUCCUCCUGGAGUAUUUGAUAAAGGGGCUGGAUCUGCCCCUUUUCCAACUUAUUCUCAUCAUGCUCCCCCACCUGGAGGGGUUCCUGUUUUCCCCAUGACAGCAGGCUAUCCACCUAAAUCAUCUACUGUGGUUGUUGGAGCCCCUCAUGCUGGACCAGGUUUGACAUCAGUGACUGUGGUUAAUAUGGCUCAAUGGGGUCCUUACCCCAUGCAGAUGACCUGUCCACAUUGUGCAGCCCAGGUUAUGACUGAGACUACUGCUUCCCCUGGUCUUUUAACAUGGAUUUUAUCUGGUUCCCUCAUUUUUCUUGGGUGUUGGCUUGGAUGCUGCUUGAUUCCAUGUUGUAUUCCAGAAUGCCAAGACAUUGAACAUCGCUGCCCUAACUGUAAGCAUCACUUGGGGUCAUAUCGGCGACUCUGAACAUCACCAAUUUAUUGCUCUGUUGCUUGCUUGAAUUUCAAAUCUAGAAUGUUUUAAUUAUGAAAAACAAUAAACAAACAUUGAUAUUAUUAAUGAAGAAACUGUCAUUGUAUGGUUUUUGUUGUAACUAAAUACUGAAAAAUCUUAUGUUUUUUUGUAAUUGUUAUACAGAUUUUUGUAUGAUUUUUUGAUGAAGGAAUUAUAAUUAUUUGCAAUAUAUGAUAGCAUUUGAUAUUUUAAGUUUCUCAACAGAAAUUAUGUAUAUGGUGGUUCUAUUACUAUGUAAAAUAUUAUAUACUUUUUUUAGUACGUUAUGUGAAAUAUAGGUGAUAAUGUUGAAGUAAAGAUGAUUUGGGUAAAUAUAAAAUGUAUUUAACACACAUUUUAAUUUUUUGUUUCAUUUAAGAUACAUUAGUGAAAAUGGAAAAUUAUGCAUUUUACAAAUUAUCAGUCACAUUCCAUUUGCCUGUUUAAAAAUAAUUUUGAUAAUUUAUGAUGUGGAAAACUUUAAGCUAACAAAAUUGAAAAUUUCACAGUCGUACGAAUACAGUGUUUAAAAAGUUAAUUCCAGUUAUAUUUUUUCUUGUAAAAGUAAAUAUAAACACUACAGCUUUAGUCCAUAGAAGAAAAUAAUAGUGAGUAUUGUGCAACAAAGAAAAGGAGUUACAUUAUUAUUAUUAACUUGGAUAAUGAAACAAAUGUUGUAACUACAUAUAUUGGUGUUAGUGCCUUUUACAAAUAAUGAAGAAAAAUGGUAUUGAUUAUUCUGUGGACUGCAUUUGUACAAGUUUAAAAAUGAACAACAUUUGCUCUUUACUGAAGUCUUCAUUACUUAUAUAUAAACAUAAACAGUUUAAAAAGUAAUGAAGAAUAAGUUUAAAUAUACUUAAGGUUUUGCAUAUUUAGAAAACUGAAAAAUGAUGAGUAAUUUUUAAACACUGUUUAAAUUUUGCCUGGUUAUACUGAAAUUGCUUUUAUUACAAAGUAUAAUUAGAACAGUGUAUUUUGAAGUUUGCAUAAUUUUGAAAUGACCUCUAUCAAAAAUGUGUACCUUUAAAAUUUUCUAAAUUUCAAAUAUGGUUUUGAAUAGGUAAGUGUAAAAAAAAAACACUAGUCUUUAAGCUUAGUGUAAAAUAAAUUUGUAGUUCCCUAUGAGUUUUAUCUUAUAAGGGGUUUUCUCUGACAAUCUUACCAAGUUUUAGUUGUGAGUGGUAAUUUUCUGAUUAAUAGAUGUAUAUCUGUGUAUUUGUUAAAAUCUGUACUUAGCCUUUACACAAAUCUAAGUACCUAUACAACAUCCAUUUUGUUCAUAUCUUUGAUUUUUAUUCUGUUUUUGCUACCGUUAUAACUUACUUGCACCAAAAUAUAUACAUAUAUAGUUUAUAUAUCUCUGGUGGCACAGUAAAUAAUUUUCACACGAAGUAUUGUCUUGAAGCAACUAUCAUGUUACUUUCUUUAUAAGAAAUAGCUAAAUUAUGUUUCUUACUUAACAAUGGUUACACACUUUGUGACCUGAAGUGUUAAUACUUUGUAUUACAAACAAGUUUGAUUCAUUCAGAUAGCCAGGAUAUUUUUGUUAAUGGUAGAUUAUCAGAUGGCAAUUUUUGUAUUGUUCUUUGAUGCUAAAACUAGAAUUAUAAGAAACAUAUUUGCAACAUGGUCCGAACUUUGUGUUAUUUAGUUGGUCCUGAUAGUUAGGUGGUCUGUGGGUUGACUAGAAUACCAAAAAAAUAAUUUCAACCUUUUUUUUGUAUUUUACCUUCUCAUCAAAUGUGUAUUUCUAUAAUAUUUCCAAGAAACGUAGUUGUAUUUUCGUCUGGUAAAAGUAUAUUUACUUGAACCUCCUAGAUGGAGCCUCUAGCUUUCUGGGAUCUCUGGCCUAUUUUAAACAUUAUGGGAAAUCCCUAUGAUGUCUGAAAUAAAAAGGAGGUUCCUGGAAUAUGUGAAUGUUGUGAUUGAUCCAGAUGAAGUAUGAUGAAUAUUAACGUUUCUAUGGAGAAAUAUAUUGCAUUUUUGUCACUAUUCAAAUAGUAAUCAAAAGUCACAUGAUUUAUUUGUGUGUGUGUGUGUGUUUAUCUGAAUUAAUAUUAUCAUCAUGUACAUUCCAAGAGUGAUAUAAUCAAAAACAGUUGUUUUCAGUUGUUUAAUGAUACACAUACGUGCACAUUCGUAUUUGCAAUUAUGUCUUUCUUUAAAAACCUAUCUGCAAUUUAUAAAAUGGAAUUAACAUUUACAUACAUGUUCUUGGAGUGGACCAGUUGAAAUGUUGCUAAUUUGGACUCUGAUUUGCAGGAAUAUUAGGCUUUCUUGAACACAUGAAAUUACAAAAUUUGGUAUCUCUGUUAUAUAGUAAAUAAAACAAAUAAGAUAUUAAUA